Molecule: messenger RNA, 2271 nt
Organism: Salvia miltiorrhiza (redroot sage)
Lineage: Eukaryota; Viridiplantae; Streptophyta; Magnoliopsida; Lamiales; Lamiaceae
Product: transcription factor E2FA-like
Exons: 14
Coding region: 291-1736 (481 amino acids)
Biological process (GO): regulation of transcription by RNA polymerase II
Cellular component (GO): RNA polymerase II transcription regulator complex
Molecular function (GO): DNA-binding transcription factor activity, RNA polymerase II-specific; RNA polymerase II cis-regulatory region sequence-specific DNA binding; protein dimerization activity
Source: RefSeq, a predicted model, not a curated record
UGAGGCGUUAAAGAGUGGUGAACAUGGCAAGAGAAGUAAUAGUUGAAGGAGCAUAAUGCAAAAUAAAUGAAAUAGUCGAUUUCAUUUUUGGCAUUUUUCUCUCCACUUCCCUCCACAUCUAUCCGAACCAAAAUUCCCUCCCUUCCCUCCUCGUUUUCUACUCCCCCUACCCAACACGCACACACUUCACUUUCCUCCAUCAAAACCCUCAUUUCCCCUCUCUACCUCAGCUACUAUACCCCCCCUCUCCAAUUUUGAUUUUUACGAUCCGAUUCGAUUUCACGCUACUCAUGGCCGCGCGUGCUACUCCCAGCCGUGACGCGGCUGCUACGCCUCCUGCGGCGCCGUCGAAUGUCCAGAUCCUGCACCACCAGCAGACUCCUCCGCCCACGAUCAGGCGCCAUCUCCCCUUUGCGUCCAUGAAGCCGCCGUUCGUUUCUCCCGACGACUACCACCGCUUCUCCACCCCGUCGCGCGCCGCCGCCGAUCACCUCUCCGAAGCUGUAGUUAUCAAGUCCUCUCCAUUCAAGCGGAAGAAUGGGUAUCAAAAUAAUGAAGUUGAGUCUAGUGAGUGGACAGCAAGUCCAGUGUAUAGUGAUAUUGCUAACAGCCCAUUCCGUACACCAGUGUCUGCUAAAGGGGGAAGGGCUAAUUCCCGGUCAAAGGUCACCAAGAACAAUAGAUCCUUACCUUCCACCCCCAUAUCCAAUGCUGAUGCUCCUUCUCCUCUCACGCCUGCUAGCUGCCGCUAUGAUAGCUCCUUGAGUCUAUUGACUAAGAAAUUUAUUGCUUUGAUAAAGCAUGCUGAGGAUGGUGAACUUGAUCUAAACAAGGCAGCUGACACUUUGCAGGUCCAGAAGAGACGUAUAUACGACAUAACCAAUGUCCUUGAAGGGAUUGGUCUUAUUGAAAAGAAGCUGAAAAACAGAAUACAUUGGAAGGGGCUUGAUUCUUCAAGACCUGGUGACAUGGACAAGGAUGGUACUCUUUUGCAUGCAGAAAUUGAGAACCUUUCCAUGGAAGAAAGAAGUUUGGAUGAGCGAAUAAGGCAAAUGCAGGAAAGGUUGAGAGACUUGAGUGAAGAUGAACAUAAUCAAAGAUGGCUUUUUGUUACUGAAGAUGACAUCAAAAAUUUACCUUGCUUCCAGAAUGAAACCUUGAUAGCAAUCAAAGCACCCCAUGGGACCACCCUCGAAGUCCCAGAUCCUGAUGAGGCUGUUGAUUAUCCACAAAGAAGAUAUAGAAUUAUUCUUAGAAGUACAAUGGGUGCUAUUGAUGUUUACCUUGUCAGCCAAUUUGAGGAAAAGUUUGAAGAGGCGAAUGGAGUUGAAGAUUCAGCAAAUUUCCCUGUUGCCUCUAGUUCAGGGGCACAUGAGAACUUAGCAAUCGAGAAAUCAUCCAUGGCACAUGGUCCACCAGAGGUUGAAACUCUGACACAAGAUAGCCAUGGACUUGAUACUGUGUACGAUUCACCUCAAGAAUAUGCUGGAGGAAUGACGAAGAUUAUCCCCUCAAAUAUUGAUGUUAGUGAGAACGAUGCAGACUAUUGGCUUUUAUCGGAUGCAGCAGGCAUCAGCAUGACAGACCUGUGGAAGACAGAUUCUGGCGUCGAGUGGAAUGAUGUAAAUAUGCUUCACGAGGAGUUGGAAAUGGCUGCUAUUAGCACACCAAGAGCACUGAUUCCUUCAUCUGUUGAUUCUGAUGUACAUCCUGUCGAUAAUGUGCAACCUAGGUGACUCCCUAGAAUUUGUGAGGGGGGCCGAAAAGACUCCUUCCCAAUUCAGAUGGUAGAAACACACGUCAUUGCCUGCUGCAUUCUGAUGCUCAUCUCUAGUUAUACGUCAAGACAUUGGAUGUGUUGGGCAAUGGACUGAUGAAUUGUAGAAGAGGCUGUGUGCAAAGAGAAAAUCGAUAUGGGAGAGCACUGGGAGCCAAGUGGCUCCAAUACACCGUUGGCGAAUCUCCAGACCUCGGUCAUACUUCACAGGUGAAUAAUCAAUCAAUUUUGCCAUUUUCAUGAAAUUUAGUGGAGUGUCUGACAUGAGGCAAGAGUGUAACAUGAGCUAAUUUAAGAAUAUAGUACAUGAACUGGGACCGGAGUUAAUUUACUUGCAUGUCUCGAUCUCUUGAUUCAAUUUGACGAUGCCUGGAAGAAAGAAAAUGUAUGAUAUGUAUACCUUGUUGCUCCAAAACCAUGGUGGGUGUGAUUGAGAUGUUUCUCAACUGAUGUAAGUUAAUCAGCAAUGAAGAUGAAUCAGGUAUCUCUUUCAA